Molecule: messenger RNA, 2267 nt
Organism: Branchiostoma floridae (Florida lancelet)
Lineage: Eukaryota; Metazoa; Chordata; Leptocardii; Amphioxiformes; Branchiostomatidae
Product: cannabinoid receptor 2-like
Exons: 1
Coding region: 76-1308 (410 amino acids)
Biological process (GO): G protein-coupled receptor signaling pathway
Cellular component (GO): membrane
Molecular function (GO): G protein-coupled receptor activity
Source: RefSeq, a predicted model, not a curated record
UACAGGCGCGUUCAUCCUGAACAGGUAGAGUAGGUGGGACUUCCGAGACGUCAUCGCGAGGGAGAACUGUCCAUCAUGACGUUGCCUAGCAACAACAGCCCUUCGGCGAUGACCACGCCCAGUGCGGUGUCCUUUUCAUCCAUCAACUCGACGAAUGUCACGAACUUCACGACGAUGUCCCCGAACGGUACCGAAGUCUGCAAAAACGACGAGGGAGGAGUCGUCCAAAUCGUCGGGAUAGGGGUGUCGAUCCUCAUCAUACUAGAAAACAUCUUAGUCAUCUGGGCUAUCGCGAGAAACAGGCGAGACUUCAGAAAAGUCACGUAUUACUUCAUAGGGAACCUCGCCAUAGCAGACGCCUUGGCAGGGGUCGUGUUCUUGUACACCUUCUUGGUAAACGACCUCCUUAAAGUCGCGGACUCGCGAGAGGGUUGGAUAGCAAGAAAGGGUUUUCCUGUAGCCUUCUUCGUGGCCUCGUUGCUUAGCCUAGUCCUUGUGUCUAUAGACCGCUACGUGCAAUUCGUGUACCCGAUGAAGUACAAGAACCUCCUGACGAAACACUGCUGCAAGAUCUUCAUCGUCGUCAUGUGGAUCCUGUCGCUGGUGUUCGUCAUCACGCCCCUAGCGGGUUGGAACUGCAUCACAGCCAACUGCACGUGCAAGGAGGGUCCGUACGCUUGCCCGGACGCCACUUGCUCCCUCGCCGUGCCGCCUUUUACCAAGAGCUACGGCAUCACGUGCGUAGUUGUCUUCCUGGCCAGUUUAGUCGUCAUCAUGUUCUGUUACACCGGAGUCUACGUGUCCGUCAGCCGACACCUUAAACGCAUGGCCACCUACACGUUUACCGCAGCCACAGUCAAACUCACCGAAGUCACCGACACCGCCGUGCAAGAGGCCCCUCGGCAACGCAUGUCGGACAUUCGCCUGGCUAAAGCCCUGGCUAUCGUCCUCGGGGUCUUCCUCGCCUGUUGGUUUCCCGUCAUUUUCCUCAUGUUCAUGGACAUCAGCUCCUGGAGCGACGAAAUCCCGUCGUUUAAGAGCCGCGAGCGAAUGUUGUUCCUAGCGGACGUCUGUUCUAUUCCCGCGUUGUUGAAUUCCGCGAUCAACCCCAUCAUCUACGCGUGCAGCCUUCGGAAGAUGGGCCAGGAACUGAAGUCCCUGCUCUGCUGCAUCUUCUGCUGUAAGAAAAAGGCUGUGCCUCGGCUGUCGAGAAGGGGCUCGGAAACAGCGAGUAGUGAGAGUUUGUACAGAAAGAACAGCGUCCGAAGGAACAACAGCGUUCGGAAAAACCAUUUCUCUACUCUGUAGGACUUUCUGAGUGUACAGGAACUCACAUGAAGCCAAUGCUAGUUUAGAUUUAUUCGCGGGGUAACCUUUAUCCGUUGUUUUGAAAAACAGUGUAUAGAGUUUUCAACUCGACUGCAAUAUUUCUAAUAUUUUUCAGUACAAACUACUAAGAAUAUUGCAAGUUGAAACCACUUUCCGUCGACACCAUAUCCCAAAAUACCGUUUGUAAAAACAACGGACAUAGGUUACCCCCACAGAUAAAGGUGAACUAAUGUUACAUGUGUAGUCAUCUUUUAUAUGACCAAAGGAUAUGACAUCUUCGGGUAUUGAAAUCUCUAUAACCUGUAAAUAUUGAGUAGUAAAAUAGCUUAAUUCUAUGACGAACUUCACCAUUUAAAUGUGUAAGAAUGACUGUAAAUAUUUCAACCGUGUUCGUAAAAACUAUUUCUCCGUUCUGAAAGCUUAGGAGUUUGCAAAGCCACACGAAGCUACAUGUGCUUUUAUGACCAAAAGACAUGAAACCUUUAAGGUGGUAUCUCACCGCACUUGGGGCAUCGGUGCACUUAUUUUCGCCGUUUUUUAUAAUUUAGAUAUUGUGUAAAAUGUGACUUAAGAAGACAACAAAAUACACAAAACGUAAGAACAUUCGUUUUAUAUCUCUGAAAUUCGUUGAACAAUCUUCAAAACCUGCAGUGCCGCACCAUUGUCCCAAGUGCAGUGAGAUAGCACCUUAAGUUACAGGUACAAUUGAAACCUCUACAACCUGUCAGAUAUAGAUUAGCACAAAAGAGAAACAGCUUUGUAGACUUGCGAAAAGAGAAAAAGCUCCUAGUGGAGAGCUUUAAUCAUACGUAUGUGACAGUUAGAAUGUAUAUAUUUCAAUCAAAGUAUCAUAGUUUUAUUUCAUGACAUUACCAAUAUGUAAUAUAUACAGUCAAAGUGUGAAUCUUUGCUUCGACAAAAGAUGUGAUAACAUAUGC